CAAUUUAUCCUCUUCUUCACAUUUACCGAAGUUAACUUUAACAAUUUACAACCACCGCCCCAGCGUCACCGCCGCCUCAAAGCUUUCCCGAUACGGUGGGUGAGGAUGAUGAAGAACAAGAAGAUUGGGCCAAUAGAGGAAAAUUCAUGGGGAAAGGAGAAGAAUGUGCCCGUAGAGGAAACUUUAAGGGAAAAUAAAGCUCUGUUGAUUGGAUUGAAACACCCACAGAUGACUGAUAUUGAUGAUGUGAAAGAGAAGAUAUUGAGGAUGAAGAAAUUUCUGAUGGAUCUGCGAGGGUUUUCAGAGAAUAACAUCACUCUCUUGAUUGAAGAUGGAGAUCCAAACGAAUCACAACCCACUGACUACAACAUACGAGUAGAGACAUGCUAUUUGGUUGAGCAUGCUAAACCAGGUGACAUCCUUUUCAUCCACCUCAUCGCCCAUGGCUGCUCUGAAGGCAAUAUCACUACUUCUGAUAAAGUCCUCCUUCCAGAUAAUCAUUUCAGGACAAUUAUAUACACUGCCGGCGCUUUAGGUUGUACCCUGACAAUUGUCUCCGAUUGCCUAAUUCAACCUGAAAAUUCUGUGUGUUGUACUCCGGGAAUACCAGCGGUUAGUCAACAAGACAAGAAAAGAAUUUUCACAAGACACCCAAAUAUUAAAUAUACCAUUCUGGUAUAUCCGUGUUUUUGCACCACCGGUUUGUCUCCUGUUGAUAUCCUCAAGGAGGAAACAGCUUGCAUAACUCCAACUCUCGAGCCCCCCUCAUCCGAGAACAGCUUUCCAAAUUCAAGAUUAAUUCUCUUGAAUGCUUUCCAGUAUGACCAGAAGAAGCCCAAAGAGGGAGUUGCUCACUUCGCCAACGGGGGACCCUUCAAUAUGCCAGAAUUAUUCUUAGCUUCUUCCACAACCACUACUACUCCUCCUAACCAACACAAAUUAUAUGGGGUUUUUACCACUACCAUUCUUGAUAUAAUUGAAGAGACUCAGGGACGUGUUACUAGUGUAGAGCUUGCGCGAGAGGCUCUGGAUAAACUUAGGAUGCAAGGUAUUCAUCAAAAGCCUGGACUGCAUUCCAAUGACCACCACCAUGCUUAUGCCUCCUUUUUGUCCGCUGAUUAGAUAGCAGUAUAGCACACUGAGUAUAUAUAUUAUUUGAAUGAUGUCAAUGUACUAUGUGAAGCGACAUAUGGUUUUUGGUCAGAUGAUCUGUUCUUGUUUAGUUAUUUCAGGUUUCGUGUGUUCUUAUUUAAAUUUGCUAUUUUUUCCUAGUGCUUUGGGAUGUAAGAAUUAUGCGCGUUCAGUUCUAUUAAAUGCCUGAUACAAAGUCUGAAUCCAGUUAUUCUCAGCUUCAAAAUAUUAUUAUUUUGCUAUGAUUGUAGUCUGAUGACAGCCUUUGGUCUGAAUCAUAUGUUGUUUUGUACCCGUUUGAAUGCAAACCUAAAAGCACUUAUUGGAGCUUUUUUAGUGUAUUUUUUUGUGGAUAAGCUCCAAUAAGCUUUAAAAAGCCCCUACCAAAGGGCUCAAGCUAAAGCUUGGUGACAGUUCUGCAUUUUGUUUAAGCAGUUAAUUGAAAUUUAAACCUGAAGUGCUUUCCUUUCAAAUUGGUCGUGCAAUUAUUAGUUUCUUGGAUUUGUGGGUUUGCAGUACUAGUAAUUCAUGGUUCCAUGCUUUAAACUUUUUCUUAGCCUAGAGUAAAUGAUGUGACCCCAUAAACCUGAAUGUUAUUCUAGCUUACACUUUUGACACACAGCAUUAAAACUGAUUUGCUUUGGUGAUUUACUAAUAGGAUUUGUGUGUAUUUUGCAUGUUAAUGUUUCAUGGGAUGUACUCAUUCUAUUUUUUGUGCCAUGAAUUAUUUUUUAUCUGUUGUACAUCUAUUUUUAUUUUUAUUUUUUUGUUAAAUUGGACGGCAAAAGCCCAAAACAAACUACACUAAUCUAGGGAAAGAGAUCCCAGCAAUAUCAUCCCCAAGACACACGCUCUAAGAAAAGCAGGAACAUUAGAAGAAUCAAACAGAAAAUCCUGGACAACAUGUCCUAGUUUAGCAAGCAGGUCUGCACUCCUAUUUCCUCCCUAAAAAUGAGGUGGAAGGAAACCUCCCAGCCACCACCAGCCAAGUCCAGAAUGUCGUUGACAAGAUCAGCACAAGGGUGAAAAGCUCCACUUGAAGUCUACCCACAGACAAAGAUCUAGCAAGCCUUAGGCCCUUCAAGAUACUCCAAAGUUCAGCUCUAAUAGAAGAACUUAACCGGAGGAGAAACCCCAAAGCACUUUCCCCUUGAAAUCCCUAAUCAAACCACCACAAGCAGCUUUACAACUCUGAUUAAGAACUGAGCCUUCAGUUUUGAGUUUCCAAACAACCAGAAUAGAGCCAUCAUGUAUACAUCAAUUUGAUUAGUGAUAAAUGCUGAUUUUGAUGGACAUGUUUACGUUUCAGUCUACUACCACUAUAUAUUGGGAAAUGACAUUUUCCGUUUUCAUUCCCAUAUUCUGCUAGUUAAACUUUUCACAUAAUCAGGUUUGUCUUGUAAAGAUGACUUUGCAGGCCAAGUGCUGAUUGCAAAUGAGAUUAAAGAUGAAGGUUAAGACUUAGAUACAAAAAGUUUGCAAGAAGUGUGAAUUUAGUUUAGGAGGGCACAUCCUUACAAUAUGAUUGGUUGAUGAUGUAAAAAAAUUUACACUGUUAGUGCAUCAUCUUACAAUAUGAUUGGUUAAUGUUCAUGUUGCGCAACGUUGAAACAAUUAGAUUUGAUUAUCAUCUUGUGUACGUUUUUCAGCUUGGUUGUGGUUAAAAGCAAAUAAUAGAAACUUCCACCAUGCAAUUUUUUAGUGGUAUUGUGAACCAAUUUCAUGUUUUGUAACAUCAUGACAAUUGGUAGGUUCUAGAAACUUGCACUCACACUGAAGUGUGAGUUUUGAUUGUAAUCGGUCGAAUACCCCUUUUACUCCCUUCCAUAAAUUGCUUAUAAAAACAUUUCAUUUCAAAAAAAAAAUUGCUUAUA
Messenger RNA from Lotus japonicus, 3005 nucleotides. RefSeq lists its product as uncharacterized. NCBI's taxonomy places the organism in Eukaryota, Viridiplantae, Streptophyta, Magnoliopsida, Fabales, Fabaceae. The transcript has 2 exons. The coding region runs from base 106 to 1122 and encodes 338 amino acids. The record is from RefSeq and is a predicted model, not a curated record.